GUCCUCACCAGAAGAGGCCUUAGAUUUGCAGAGAUGCUCGGCGUUAAGGAGCAGCUACUAUCGCAUACAGUACCGGUCUAUGGUAGAACGAUGCAUGAUCUCAACGUGCAGGAUGAGGCUGAGAAGGCCGGCGUUUGCAUUCACUUCGACAGAACGCUCAGUCUAGAAGAUACCUCAUUGGAGGAUCGACGCCUAUGCUUCCACGACUCGGCUGGAGGAAAGCACUUUGUCGAUCUGUCGCUGAAUACAGCAGUCGUUGGUUGUGAUGGAGCUGGCAGUCGAUUACGACACGCCUUGUCGAAUGCUGGAGUGCUCACCUUCACUGAGGAGAUGAUAGGCCACGGCUAUAAGGAGAUCACCUUCCCGGCCUUAUCGACUAGUGAUGGCUCAUGGGGGCUAGGAACGGCCCCACUGGUGAAGAUAACGAUGCCCAGUCGUGAGUGA
Molecule: messenger RNA, 444 nt
Organism: Perkinsus marinus ATCC 50983
Lineage: Eukaryota; Perkinsozoa; Perkinsida; Perkinsidae
Exons: 8
Source: RefSeq, a predicted model, not a curated record